UCAGUUGCUGGAAUUGUGAACUCUGCCCAUUUCCGUGCACAUUUAUCUUCCACUAUGAGCAGAUCGGUUGUCUUGCACUUUUGUCUGGCUUUCGGUGGCCUUCUGUUUCUUAACUUUGCCACACAAUGUUUGGCUUUCCCCAAAAGAGAACAAGAGCGGUCUGAGAGGAUCAGUGUGGAUGACCUGGAAAAUAGUUCCAUGACUCCGAAGCAGACACGCCAGCUGGUGUCCUCUGAAGAUGCAGUAAGAGCCUCCCUAGAACCAUCAGCAGUGUCAUUAAAUAACAUCCUCUUGAGUGACAAAGAGAUCCAGCCUACAGGAGCUGGGCUCCUGCAGUCAAGCAGUGCUGGUCUUUAUACUGCUACGGAGCAGGAGGUUCUGGCAGGUGAGGAUGUGUUUGGUUCCAGCCAGCCUGAAGGUCUGUCUGCUGAGAGUGAGCUCCCCAAGGCCACCCAAGCUGUCGCCCUCCUUGCAGCUGCUUCUCCAAAUCCCAGUGUGCAGGAGGGACCCUUGAGCAGCAGCCACAGUCAGCCCCUUGUAGAAAGGCCCAUGGAAACAACACAGAGUUUCCUGACCUAUUUGGAUGAUCAGUUGUUUGCAACUGGCAGUCAGGAGGGUGUCAAUCUGAGACGUACACCUUCAUCCUAUAUGGACAGUAAAGAAAUGGGAACCACCAGUCCAAGGACAGAGAAACUUGAAGGAGCCACAGACCAGAGAACAACUUCUUUUACUGAUGCCAAAUCUGAAGCAGACACUGUACCCGGAAGCCUCUCGCCUAAUGGGGAGAAACCCUCACAGAUGACAGCUGAGAUGACCCAGACCACUGCCUCCGAGCACUUGUUGGUGGCAACUGCCAUGUAUACCCUGAGUGUGGAGCCGGAAGCUGACAGCUUGCUGGGAGCCCCAGAAAUCACAGUGAGCACUGGCUUGGCUGUCCCAGCCACCUCUGUCCUAAGUGAAGAAUGGGAUGACACCAAAUUGGAGAGCCGAAGCCAGAUAAGGACCCCAAAAGCAGACAGCCUAGAGGUAACAGAAGUGGCGGAGGUGGCUCUGGGGCUUCCAGAAGGAGAAGCACUCACAGUCCCAUCCCUGCUGACUUCACAGGGGGACGAGAGAGCUGCCUCCGCGCGCCUCAGGUCCUCUGCUCCCACGAGCCUGGGAGAUCUGGCGUUUUCUGAUGUGAGCCUGUUUCAGGGUCCCGAAGGCAUCUUGGAUUCCACCAAGGAAGAAGGCGCCGAGUUCCUCACAGAGACAACCGAGUCUGUGUCAGAGGUCCUGUCGGAGGCGUAUGGGCCUCUGGGACAUGCACUGAAAGACACCAUUACUCCAGAAAUGACAACGGCUGCUCAAGACCCAGAGACCUCUUUGCCCUUCGAGACCCCAGAGCAGGCCGCCACCCUGGAGGCUCCUGGAGGCCAUGAGGAGGGUGAGAAAGCUGAGGAGGCCGCUUCUCUUGUGUCCGGUGCUCCUGGUGUGACUCAGCUGUCCAGAGGAUGGGGGCCUUUGGCCACUACAGCUUCAACCACAGCAGCCCCUCUGCUGCUUGAAGUCACCCCUGCUGCAGAAGGCUUCGUGGACACAGUCACACUGCCGAAUGAGGAAUCCAACCCCGCGUGGGGCUUUCAGGUGACACCUGUUGGAGUGGUGACGGAGGUGACUGGCUCCUCCCUGGCUCCUCCUGCUUCUGAGGCCUCACUGGAAGGAAAAGCUCCUUUCAGGAGUGCUGUGCACACAGCCACCCCGUAUGGCCUGGAACAGCUCGAAUCUGAAGAGGGAGAAGACGAUGAGGAUGAAGAGGAUGAGGAAGAUGAAGAUGAGGAAGAGGAGGAGGAGGAGGAGGAAGAAGAGGAGGAGGAAGAGAAAGAUACAGACUCCCUAGACGAGAGCUUUGGUGAUGACACCGAAUUGCGGGGCUUUACUCUCCCUGGGGUCACCUCCCAGGAGCCUGGCUUGGAGCAGGGGCUCAGGGACCCGCUGAGGGGAGCCACGUACCAGGUGCCCGAUGCCAUCGAGUGGGAGCAGCAGAAUCAAGGCCUGGUGAGAAGCUGGAUGGAAAAACUCAAAGACAAGGCUGGCUACAUGUCCGGGAUGCUGGUUCCUGUAGGAGUGGGGAUAGCUGGGGCCUUGUUCAUCUUGGGAGCGCUGUACAGCAUUAAGGUUAUGAAUCGCCGAAGGAGAAAUGGCUUCAAGAGACAUAAAAGAAAGCAGAGAGAAUUCAACAGCAUGCAAGAUCGAGUAAUGCUCUUAGCUGACAGCUCUGAAGAUGAAUUUUGAAUUGGACUCUGGUUUCACUGGGAUAGUCAAUGAUGUUAUUAUUUUAUUCUGAUUUUGAGGCAAACAACAACAAUCGCAACAACGUCAUGCCGCAUUGCUGCUGUGAGGCCAUCCGUCCUAGGAUCUGCUGAGUGGUAGAUUGUUCUUAUUCUGAGCAGAAAAGGCAUGCUGUAAAGUAAACGUAACACAGUGUUUGGUUCUGCUGUAGUGAAUUUCCUGUCAUCAUGGGCUGUGAUUUAUACACACACAGCACACACGUCGUUUUGUAAAAGUAGAGGGAUUAGGUAGAAUAAACUUUUCCCUGGUUUGGAUUACCUGAAUUAACUGUAAUGGUUGUUGCCACUGAGGCAUGCUUGCCCUUGAAAUAGAGAUCUUAGCGAAGAGUAA
Messenger RNA from Octodon degus (degu), 2661 nucleotides. RefSeq names its product chromosome unknown C14orf37 homolog (gene Armh4). The transcript is spliced from 7 exons. The record is from RefSeq and is a predicted model, not a curated record. The coding region runs from base 55 to 2274 and encodes 739 amino acids. NCBI's taxonomy places the organism in Eukaryota, Metazoa, Chordata, Mammalia, Rodentia, Octodontidae.